This is a messenger RNA of Dromiciops gliroides (monito del monte), 849 nucleotides long. RefSeq names its product glyoxylate/hydroxypyruvate reductase B-like. Gene Ontology annotation, molecular function: glyoxylate reductase (NADPH) activity; NAD binding; hydroxypyruvate reductase [NAD(P)H] activity. The transcript has 4 exons. Bases 1 to 849 code for a protein of 282 amino acids. The record is from RefSeq and is a predicted model, not a curated record. NCBI's taxonomy places the organism in Eukaryota, Metazoa, Chordata, Mammalia, Microbiotheria, Microbiotheriidae. Gene Ontology annotation, cellular component: cytosol.
AUGAAAGAUCCAAAGCUACCUUGUGUUUUGAUAAGUGGUUAUGAAGAUCUAUAUAGUGUGAAUAAAGAUCAUGUAGGGGAUCUUAAGAAACAUUUUAAUCUCAUCACCAUGCAAGAAUUUCUUGAAAACAAACCAAAUUUCAGUCAAAAGAUAAAAGCAAUAUAUGUAUGGGGAGGGAAACCAUGGAUUGACCAGGAGCUCCUGCAGAGCUUGCCUACCUUGAAGAUUAUUGCAAAUUUAGGAGCAGGCCUGGAUCAUCUGGACCUGAACAUGAUUGCCAGCUUUGGUGUGAAACUGGCCAACACUAAACAUGCUGUUACUAAUAGCACUGCAGAUAUGGGAAUGGCCUUACUUCUGGCAUCAGCCCGGAGGUUAUUAGAAGGUUAUGAGGUAGCUACUUCACCAGACACUAAGUCUUUUUCUAUUAACUGGAUGGGACAAGAAGUGACCGGAUCUACUCUGGGAAUCAUAGGUAUGGGCAAAAUUAGCAUUAAGGUUGCUCAGCGAGCCAAAGGAUUUGAAAUGAAGAUUCUGUAUCACAAUAGGAACCGCAGUCUUCCCGGCUACAAGGCCAGCUCUCUAAGCCCAACGUCCUGUGUCAGAGCCCGAGAGUUGGAGAAAGAAAAGACCUCUUUCCACCUGGGCCAGGAAGGACAGCUCAGCGACACCGCAGCUGUUAGUAACCAAUGGGCGGGUUACCCUCCGCGGUUUUGGGAAGCACCCAUCAUGAGCCUGCCUCUUUUCCUUCCCCUUCCUCCCUUUCAUAUCCCUUGGAAAGACUGGAGUGAGAGCGCCUGCCUGACGGAGGGAGAAGUGGGGGCGGGAGACGAGAAAAUAGACGAAUUGUAG